Molecule: messenger RNA, 327 nt
Organism: Penicillium soppii
Lineage: Eukaryota; Fungi; Ascomycota; Eurotiomycetes; Eurotiales; Aspergillaceae
Exons: 3
Coding region: 1-327 (108 amino acids)
Source: RefSeq, a predicted model, not a curated record
AUGGCGCCCGUCCUACGCCGUGAUAACUCAGCCCUAAACCACGGAUAUACCGCCGAACAACAAGCCCACGCUAUCGAGGCUCUCUGGGCUCUCUCGGGUAUUCUCAUCCUAUCUAAGUUCCAGGAGAAGAAGAUGAGGAAGCAGGCAUCCUGGAAACGGAAGCAGGCCAAGAAGGUCGACAAGGGUAAACAGUUGGAGGUUCCCGCCCCUGCUCACCUGGCGGGUACCGAAAUGGCUUAUCCGGAGAUCUCGCAUGCUGAUCGAAUCACUGCUGACUUGACUCCGGAGUAUUUGGCGAAGUCGGCUACUCUCGUCGGUGCUACUUAG